Molecule: messenger RNA, 868 nt
Organism: Sphaeramia orbicularis (orbiculate cardinalfish)
Lineage: Eukaryota; Metazoa; Chordata; Actinopteri; Kurtiformes; Apogonidae
Gene: micos13
Product: mitochondrial contact site and cristae organizing system subunit 13
Exons: 4
Coding region: 133-474 (113 amino acids)
Biological process (GO): cristae formation
Cellular component (GO): MICOS complex; mitochondrial crista junction
Source: RefSeq, a predicted model, not a curated record
UAUUGACAACCACUGACUGUACAAGGCUGGGUCGUCCUUCAUCGGAGCUAACCACAUCGUCUUUAGCCACCUUGUUCUUUACGUAUUUGGAAAACAAUUUUACCAUUAAAAGGGGCCACAUCGCUGUGGGCUAUGGCGGCAAAGGUUUUGCCCGUAGUAAAACUUGCCACCAAGGUGACAAUUGCAGGAGGAGCUCUGUACGUCGCCUAUGACUCUGGUCUGCUGGGAAGCAGUGACCAGGGCUCCGAGGCCCUGAGGAAAGCCAAGGCUGCAAUACCACCUGCCAUAGAAGAAUGGCUGAAGUACUUCGGCUUAGAGGCUCAGCUUCCGACCAUGCCCAAGAUCGAAUUCUCCCCCGUUAAGUCAUGGAACUCUGGAGUGAGGUGGACAAUUUCAACACUUUCAGAAGCCCCAACAAAAGCAAGUGACUACACAAAUCAGGGUUUGCAGUACCUGAAAGACCUCACCAAGUAAACAUAAACUCUGUGGGAAACUCAGCUUGUAUUUAUCUUUUUGACUUUUGCACUCAAGAAUUUACCUCUUAUAGAGUUGUAUCCCUCACAAGAACAGAUGUCCAACUUGGAAAGAAAACUGCUAAAACGAACUUGUGAAAUGCAGCUUUUCAGAGUGUUGUCCCUGUGCAUGAGUACUUUUGUGCUCCAAAUAAAAGUGGUUUUGGUUUGAUGUUCAGUUGUACUUGAACAGAAAGCGAAAGGUAUUUUAAAAAGGGCAUUGUUUAGAUUAUUAAAUUCGGUCCAAUUUUUUUGCCUUUUGUUCUUUAACCACCCGUAUGUUUUGAAUGUUUGUUGUGUGUGUGUGUGUAUAUAUAUAUGCAAUACACCAAGUAUGACUAAAUACAUAAAUCUUG